This is a messenger RNA of Scheffersomyces coipomensis, 1455 nucleotides long. Its product is annotated as dolichyl-P-Man:Man(5)GlcNAc(2)-PP-dolichol alpha-1,3-mannosyltransferase. Gene Ontology annotation, cellular component: endoplasmic reticulum. Gene Ontology annotation, molecular function: dol-P-Man:Man(5)GlcNAc(2)-PP-Dol alpha-1,3-mannosyltransferase activity. The record is from RefSeq and is a predicted model, not a curated record. The coding region runs from base 1 to 1455 and encodes 484 amino acids. The transcript has a single exon. NCBI's taxonomy places the organism in Eukaryota, Fungi, Ascomycota, Pichiomycetes, Serinales, Debaryomycetaceae.
AUGGAAGCAGACACAUCGGCAACCAACAUACAGAAGAAGGACUUACCUGAGUUCAAUUUCAAGAAUGUUAUGGGUGACGUUGUUGAUGCUAUAUACGCGUUAAUAUUUGAUCCUCAAGUUAAUCGUAUUGUUGUCCCAGUCAUGGUAUGUUUAACUUCAAUGAUAGCUAAAGUUGUCAUAUCGUUCGUUCCAUAUACUGAAAUUGACUUCUUAACUUAUAUGCAACAAAUUAAACUUAUCAAUGAAGGAGAAAUCGAUUACGCUCAAGUGAUUGGUGAUACUGGUCCUAUUGUAUAUCCUGCUGGAUUUGUCCAAAUUUUUCAAUUCUUAAGUUAUGUAACUGAUGGAGGUAAAAAUAUCUUACCUGGUCAAGUCGUAUUUAGCUAUGUAUUAACGGUUACAAACUUGUUGGUAUUAAUCAUUUACACUUUUACUGAUCAUAUUAGUCCUUGGCCUUUAUAUUUAUUAUUGGGUAGUAAACGAUUAAUGUCAAUCUAUGUCUUACGUUUAUUCAAUGAUUGUUUCACCACCCUUGCCAUGGUAGGAGUAACCUUAUUCCUUCAACAAGCUUCUUAUUGGCAUCAAACAAGUUCAUUAGCAAGUUUUCUUUUGGUUUUCUUAGCUAGUGAUUUAUUCAGUAUUGCCAUUUCCAUUAAAAUGAAUGCUUUACUUUAUUUACCUGGUUUCUUAGUGGUUAGUUAUUUCUUAUUAGAAGAAAAUGUCUUGAAAUUGAUCGUUGUAUUAGCCGUUAUCCCUGUUGUUCAAGUCCUUACGGGUUGGAAAUUCUUAUUACCAUUAUUUAAUGAUGAAGAUGCAAAACUGAUAAGAUGGAACUAUAUCAAUCAAGCAUUUAAUUUCAAGAGAAAGUUCCUGUAUCAAUGGACUGUCAAUUGGAAAUUUAACCCUGAAGUAAUCUUCUCCAGUGAUAAUUUCGCCGCUUCUUUAUUAUUUCUUCAUUUAUUUGUCAUUUUAAUAUUCACAUUCACAAGAUACUUAUCUCCCAAAAUAAUUCACAAGUCAUUCCGUCAACUUAUAAUAGACGCGUUCAAACCAAUAUCAACCAUAUCUCCUCAAAAUCUCUUUUUAAAUCACAAAAUAGGUCCCCAAUUAAUCUUCUUGGUAUUAUCAACAUCUAACGUUAUUGGAGUAUUAUUCUCCCGUUCCUUACAUUAUCAAUUCUUAUCAUGGUAUUGUUGGCAAUUUCCUUUCCUCUUACAUUCUACUGGAUAUAAUGUGAUCGUUUGUGGAUUGCUUUGGAUCGUACACGAAUGGACCUGGUUGAAGUAUCCUGCUAGUGCCAUAAGUUCUGCCGUAUUGGUUGGUACUUUGUCUAUUACUUUGUAUGGAGUGUGGAGUAAUGAAAAGAUCUGGUUUGAGAUUAAACCUGAUGUAAAUGAAUUGAAAGAAAAAGAAAAAGAAACUAAGACGGAAAACGAGGUUAAAAUGGAGACUUAG